UCUCGGUUUUUUAAAUCGUUUUUCUUAGCGCCGGUUCUCAAAAGCCCUGAAGGCUCGAAUCGGUUCGCCGCUCCUCCUCGCCCGCUCCACCAUCCGUGUUUUUGUUCACUUUGAGAUGAAUUCGUUUCCUAAAACCCGAAUUUUUGAUCGUUCGUUCUAAGAUCGGAUGACCGCGGUCUGAUUGCCGUGAGGUUUGCGAAAUCGGAGUGGGGAGGAGGGAUGGACGGCAACGGCGGUGGUAGCGGUGGCGGAGGGGAAAGGGUGGCAGUGGCGGCGAGCGCGAAGCCCAACCUGAACGGGAACGCGCCGCCACCGUUCCUGAGCAAGACGUACGAAAUGGUGGACGAUCCCGCGACGGACGCAAUCGUGUCGUGGGGAACGGCGAAUAACAGCUUCGUGGUGUGGAACACGCCAGAGUUCGCCCGGGAUCUCCUCCCCAAGUACUUUAAGCACAACAACUUCUCCAGCUUCGUCCGCCAGCUUAACACAUAUGGUUUCAGGAAAGUAGAUCCUGAUCGAUGGGAAUUUGCUAAUGAGGGAUUUCUGAGAGGUCGAAAUGAUCUACUAAAGAUCAUUAAUAGAAGAAAACCCUCUCAUGCGCAUGGUCAAACACAGCAGCCUCAACCAGAGAAUGCUUCACUUUCAGCUUGUGUUGAGGUGGGGAAGUUUGGGUUGGAGGAGGAAAUUGAGAGGCUGAAGAGAGACAAGAAUGUACUCAUGCAGGAACUGGUCAAGCUGAGGCAGCAGCAGCAGUCCACAGAUCAUCAGUUACGAACCUUAGGCAAACGCCUUGAAGGAAUGGAAAGGCGCCAGCAACAAAUGAUGUCGUUCUUGGCAAAGGCCUUGCAAAGCCCAGGCUUUUUAGCGCAGUUGAUGCAGAAGAAUGACAAUAACAGACUCAUAGCUGGGGGGAACAAAAAACGGAGGUUCCGCAAGCAACGAGGCAGUUUGGGUGGUGAUAGUGCAUCCCCAGAUGGCCAGAUAAUCAAGUAUCAGCCUCUAACAGAUGAAGCAGCCAAGGCAAUACUAAGGCAGAUUUUAAAAGCAGGCUCUUCUCAGCCUAGGCUAGAAUCUUCAAGCAAAUCUGAUAAUAUUUUACUAGAGAAUUUUCCUUCCUCAUCUGGAGCAUUUGACAGUAGUUCUUCAGGUCAGAAUUCUGGAGUGACCCUUGCAGAGCUCCCUCCUAAUUCAGGGGUUCCUUAUGUACCAUCGGGCUCUGGUUUUUCACCAGUUGGCUCAUCUUCAGCUGUAUCUGAGAUACAAGCUUCUGCAGGUGCAACGGAUACAGCUGCAAACAAUGACAUUUUAUCUGCAGUUCCAGAGGCCAUUGCUCCAACAGAUAUGAGUAUUCCCGAGUUUCCUGGGUUAGAAGGGGUCAUGCCUGAUGACAGUGUAGACAUUCUGAGUGAGAACUUUGCAAUGUCUGAUCCCGAGACUCUGUAUAUCGACCCCAUUACAGCAGGAAUGGAUGGCGCAGCAGUUCCAAUUGAGACGGAAAAGGUAUCUGCUGAUACUAACAUUGAUACAUUGGAUGACGAUCCGAUGCUUCCAGGCAUCAUUGACUCAUUUUGGGAAGAAUUUCUUUCUAGUCCUCUAACGGAAGAGACCGAGGCUGAGCUGAGCAUACUGGAAGCAAAGGAGAUCCAGUCAGGACCAGAGAAUGGCUGGGCCAAUGCACAGAAUAUGGAGCAUCUUACUGAACAGAUGCUGCUCCUUUCUUCCGACCCGAAAUGAUGAUAUCAUUCCUAUGCAGUUCUUUUGGACUCCCAAGACAAUAUGGAAUGUGCUGUGUGAAUCCCCUCUGUGGUCUAAGCCUGUGGUAACACUUGAAUUUGGCAACUGGGACUGUUUGGCUUUGACUUUGAGCUUGCAGGAUAAAUAACGAAUCAUAGACAAGCAUCCAGUGAUUCAUUUUUGGAUUCAAAUGACCCCAUGUGGUGGCCUCUUGUCUUUUGUCAGCGAACUGUUGGCUUUAUUAAUGUUUCGUGAAGUUGCAUUCAUCAAUACUUAGUUUAUACACCAUUUUGUUGAUCAGUGCCUCGUGCUAUGAUUUAUGCAAGUAGAUUUGGCUGGUGGGACAAUAGUUGGGAUGGUUGGUAAAGAUAGUUGGCAUUGGGAAGAGUGUAUUCUCGGGGGAAGGAGGUCCUUAUAAAGGUGCAUGCUCGGGGUCUCAUUGAAGAUGAAAGUGAACCAUGUCAGAAGCAUCCCGGCGAAGUAGCAUACGUAAAGUCGAUCUCAAGUAGCUGAGGUAAAGCUGGGUGGUUAUGAUUAUGAAUUUUUUUUUUUCCCGUUCUCCCGUGAGGAUGUGGAAGCCAUAUUGCGAAUAAAAAAGUGAUGCACAGUAUGAUGGUUAUGUCAGCUACUAGAGAGGACCUACAACCAUUACAAAACCGUAACAAAUCGGGGCGGCGUGGAUCACUGAAGCAAAAUAAGCACAGCCACAGGCCAGCACAAGCAGCAGUGCCUGAUAGUUGGUUCUUUUUUAAUUUUGGUAGAAUAAUGGUGGGUUCAUUGAAUCUUUGUCUUGGUGCCGUACGUGGCUGGCUUUUAGAUUUGAAAACGGCGUGUUGUGCACUACUUAAUACGUCAUGCGGUGUUUUGAAUUUUUAAAUCUGUUGUAGUUAUUUGGUAGUAUUUUAAUUCGUCGU
Messenger RNA from Elaeis guineensis (African oil palm), 2648 nucleotides. Its product is annotated as heat stress transcription factor A-1. Lineage: Eukaryota; Viridiplantae; Streptophyta; Magnoliopsida; Arecales; Arecaceae. The record is from RefSeq and is a predicted model, not a curated record. Gene Ontology annotation, molecular function: DNA-binding transcription factor activity; RNA polymerase II cis-regulatory region sequence-specific DNA binding. Gene Ontology annotation, cellular component: nucleus. Gene Ontology annotation, biological process: cellular response to heat; regulation of transcription by RNA polymerase II.